This is a messenger RNA of Dinoponera quadriceps, 219 nucleotides long. RefSeq names its product Fanconi anemia group D2 protein homolog. The record is from RefSeq and is a predicted model, not a curated record. The annotation marks the transcript as partial. Gene Ontology annotation, molecular function: DNA polymerase binding. Gene Ontology annotation, biological process: interstrand cross-link repair; double-strand break repair involved in meiotic recombination; homologous chromosome pairing at meiosis. NCBI's taxonomy places the organism in Eukaryota, Metazoa, Arthropoda, Insecta, Hymenoptera, Formicidae. The transcript has 2 exons. Gene Ontology annotation, cellular component: nucleus; condensed chromosome.
AUGAUGCAAGGUGGUACACGAUACUUGCAUACUAUAUGUUGCGAUUGCACAGAAAAGAAAGAUUUAAUAUUAACUAAAUAUAUUCCUGCGGCAAAAUCUAUGGUAGAGAAAUUAAUAUACAGCGUUAAAGGAAUGAUGGUUCUCAAUGACAGCGCAGAAGCAUUUUGGAUGGGCAAUUUAGUUAACAAGAAUUUAGAUGGACGUGAAAUUCUAUCGCAG